Hevea brasiliensis (rubber tree) is the source of this 2615-nucleotide messenger RNA. Its product is annotated as pentatricopeptide repeat-containing protein At4g33990. Gene Ontology annotation, biological process: RNA modification. Gene Ontology annotation, cellular component: intracellular membrane-bounded organelle. NCBI's taxonomy places the organism in Eukaryota, Viridiplantae, Streptophyta, Magnoliopsida, Malpighiales, Euphorbiaceae. Gene Ontology annotation, molecular function: protein binding; RNA binding. The coding region runs from base 353 to 2146 and encodes 597 amino acids. The transcript has a single exon. The record is from RefSeq and is a predicted model, not a curated record.
UUAAUAACACUACGCUUUCGGUUCUAACCUUGUUAAUUAAUCUGGCGCCACGCGACAACCAUAAAAUGGCUCCGCUCGCGCCAAAAUUCAUCCAUUUCGCAGAAGUCCUAGGGAAACGAAACCUCCAGUUUUCUCCACAACUGCCCCAUGACUCCCCUCCUUUCUGAAUAUCUUCAUGCUAAACCCUUCAACCCUCCGCCACUAAUUCCACCUUCGUUCUCUCAUGGGACUGUAUCUUCACACCUUAGUUAACCCGUAUUUUCUCAGAUAGAGUCCCCUCUGUUACCCCUUUCUGUGAUCCAUUUGGAGCCCACACGAUCAAACGAGCCUCCUCUUGAAAUCCCUUUGGAUUAUGUCUGCUUGGCGUGCUAUGCUCCGCCAAUUUGAUUUAGAAAGGGACCCUUUUACGGUCAUCUCUUUUUUCAAAGCCAUGCAAAGAGGGAAAUGGAAUGACUCAGUCAGUGAUCCUUUUGUGUAUGCGUCUUUGUUAAAAGCUUCUAAUAAGGUUUUGGGUGUUAAAGUAGGGAAAUCUAUACAUAGUCGUGUAAUGAUGCUUGGAUUGGAUGGUAAUGUGAAUGUUCUGAAUAGUUUGAUUUAUUUUUAUAUGAGUUAUAACAGGUCGUUGAAUUAUGCUUGUGUCUUGUUCGAUAGAAUUUCUGAGAGAACGGUUGUUACCGUUAAUUGUAUGGUUUCUGGGUUUUUGAAGAAUAAGCAAUUCGACGCCGGCUUGAAGUUAUUCAAUGAAGUUCUGACUGGCGCUUAUGGUCUGGGUUUGAAGCCAAAUUAUGUUACUUUGAUGGUUUUGAUUUCUGGCUGCGUUGAAAAUGGGGGAUACGAGGUUGGGAAAUUGCUUCAUUCUUACUGUUGCAAGACAGGCUUCGAUGUGAUAAUUCAGGUCUGUAAUACGCUUAUUGAUUUCUAUUGCAAAUAUGGAUAUGUAGACGAUGCAAGGAGACUGUUUGAUUCAAUGAUUGAGAAGGACUUGGUUUCAUGGAAUACCAUGGUUGCAGGAUAUGCUAGGAGUAAUAAUUGUGGGAAAGCUUUCUCUUUAUUCAGGGAAAUGAGAUAUGGCAACAUUGGGUAUGAUAGAGUAUCAUUCGUUAACUUUAUUUUGGUUUGUGCUAAUGGUGGAGACCUCGACCUGGGGAAGGUGGCUCAUGGACAUUUAAUAGCAAGCGGAAAAGAGAUAUCAGUUUCUCUUGGGACUGUGCUCGUCAAUAUGUACUCCAAAUGUGGUCUGAUUGAGUUUGCCAGGAAAGUUUUUGAUGAGCUACCUGAUAAGAAUGUUGCAUCUUGGAACUCGAUGAUACGUGGGUAUGUUGAAAUUGGACUUAACAGGGAAGCUUUAAGGCUCUUCAAUUUGAUGAAAUGUAGGAAGCUAGAGCCAGAUGAAGUAACAAUGCUAGGAUUAAUCUCUGCUUGCAGGAAAUCUGGAGAACUAUCACAUGGCACUGAUAUUCAUUCCUAUAUAGUGAGUAAAGAUCAUCUCAAUGGGAGAAUUGUUCUGCAAAAUGCUCUUAUAGACAUGUAUGCGAAAUGUGGAAACAUGGCUCAAGCUAAAUCCAUAUUUGUUAAGAUGACCAAAAAGGAUGUUAUCUCAUGGACAUCAAUCAUAAUGGGUCAUGCUAUCAAUGGAGAAGGAGAGGAAGCUCUCCUUGCAUUUAGGCAGAUGCUUGCAGAGGAAGUUGAGCCAAAUUCUGUCACAUUCAUUGGUGUUCUGUUAGCAUGUGAUCAUUCUGGUCUAGUUGAAGUAGGUCAAAAAUUGUAUAAUACUAUGUGCAAGGUUUACAAUAUUGAGCCACAGAUUGAGCACUGUGGCUGCAUGGUUGACAUGCUCGCACGAGCAGGAAUGCUAGAGGAGGCCAAUAAGUUUGUGAAAAAAAUGCCUGUAGAACCAAAUGCAGUUAUUUGGAGGAUGAUGAUUAAUGCUUGCAGAGUACAUGGUAAUGUUGAUCUGGGGUUAAGUUUGGUUAGUAGACUAAUAGAGGCUAAGGCUUCAACAAGUACUCAAGAUCAUGUUAUUUCUUCUAACCUUUUCGCUGAAGCAGGGAGGUGGGAUGAUGUUCUCUAUGAAAGAAACACAAUGACAGCUUGGAAAGGUUCAAAAGUUGCUGGAAAAAGCUCAGUUUCAGAUUUAAGAGAUUGAGGUCUCAAGGUGGUGUUGUUGAAUGAGAUUUAUCAAUUGUUCAGUGCAAGGGUUAACGCGAGCCCUGAGUUUCUCCGUGUAUAGAUUAAGCAAGCAAAUAUGUGGCAGAGCCUUGUGUUUUAGUCUAACGCCAAAAUGCAAUAGGGGACCAUUUGGAAGACACGGAAAAGAAUGGUGGAACAAUCAAAGCUAUUGGAGGUGGUCUAAAGCUGAAAUCGGGGUCUUCGCUAAUGGACCUAAAACUUGAUAAAAACCCAGCUGAAUUCUCGGUCGUAGAGUAUUAAUCAACGUGAUUCCUAUAAAAUGGUUGAGUACGGUGGACCACUAUCAUGGAUGAGUAAUAAAGAUACAAGUACUUGGCCAUUUCAAUCUUGUGGUUCUAAAGUCAAAUUGAACUUAAAAGGAAUUAUGACAACCCGCUGAGUGGGAGUUUCACAUGCAUCUAACUAAUAGUUCCCGAAUUACUUAA